AUGAUCGUUCGAAUCGAACAGGUUAGUUCGUGAAUAAGUGUUAGUUUCAUUCUGAAAAAGAACAAGAUUUGAAGGAGAACGUCAGUCCGCAAGCAGAGCCACUUAGUCCUUCGAAUCCCUGCAUGGUGUUGAGAGGUGGCACGAUUCCCGCCUCACUGCAGUCGUUCCCUGGUAUGGAACAUGAUCGGGGGCUGUACAAUGGACUGUCGCAGGACCCUCCUUCUUCAAAUGGCAUCGCUGAUCUUGCAGCGGGGUCAAACCUUUUUGAUGAUGAAAGAGAAAUCGAAGUGAGCACAUGAAUAAUAGACAAAAUUACCAAACCGUUCAUGUUUUCAGGCAGUAGCGGCCGCUUCGGAAGCACAGUUGAAACCUACGAUCAUCGCUUCCACAACGACCUUGGUUCCUGUUCCAGUCCCUCCAGUCAUAAUCCCGCCCACAGUUCCCGCUAAAUCUUUACUGAAAGAUACUCUGUCGCCAUUGCAUAUAAAUGUCACAGAUUGUUUGAAAACUGACGCAGUGAGUUAAUUGGACUAUGAGUUCCAAUUAUCUUAAUAAUUUUAGGCUGGAAUGUCAUCUCGCGAAUCUGAUUUGUCGCGUAAUGGCUUUUCAAGUCAAAAGAAGUCCUAUCCACGUCGACCGUCCGGUACUAUCAAAGAGUACCCGGUACAGCGGCCGAGCACGUCUUCUACGACUGCUCCAGUUAUUAUGGGUCCUCCAACAAACUCAAAUGCGCCAGUUCUCCUCAGUCCAGCCGGCAAUCUACACAACGGGUAUCAGUAAGUGUGACGUCCGUUUUUCAUUAUAAAAAAUUGGUAAUUUUAGAAGAAUAUCUUCUGGAGAUUCUGCUCCGAAUUCUCCUGGAUUUCUCGCUCGCCCAAUGCCGAAGUACAAUCAAUCUCCCCAUCCGCUUGCUGUUCACCGGUCUGCCCUGCAAAAUGCUCGUCAACCAGGACCAGGUCCCUCAUUAUCCGUGCAAUCUCGUCCACCAAGUACAGCGGUGUCUCCGCAAAACGGAAGAAAAGACAACGAAAUGACGAGGCGUCGAGCGCUGGUCGACAGAAUAGGAAAGUCUCGUGGUCCCGAGUACAUGCACUUGAUGCCGCAGGUCGAGGGGCUCACUACCACACAGACUUCUAUCCUUCUAAGAAAACAUCGAGGAUCUCUGCAAUCGAAUGGAAUGCCGCUUUCUCUUCAGCGACUGAUUGACUGCGGAGAUGAGCCGGACAGAUCGACCGAACAAUUCGUAAAGAAAAUCAAUGAAACAAAUCAAAAGAGAGUCAGACACAAUGAUUUGGACGAAUUGACUGAUAUCAGCGAUCUGGAAGACGAUUUGGAGGAUUCGCAGAGUCAAGAACGGAAAAAGACUAGGGAGACUCCGCAAUGGACAUCGAAAAGAAUGCGAUAUUGUGGAAUGCUUUCACGCGCGGAAACGCUUCUCGCUGAAAAGAUUGCACUGUUGGGAAUGCUCAAAAACCAGCAAGCGGUUAUGGACGUGUCAUGCGGAGUGAGAUUUGCAGGCGAAGAAAUGAUAACGAGAAGGAGAAGGCAGCUGAACGGGACAUAUUACUUGUAUGACAAGUCCCCAUUCCGUAGAACUUCUCCCGAACAGUUUGGAUGUGCUCGCGCAAUGCCUAUCCAAUCUUGGACGAAAAGGAAGCCACACAAAAAUGUAUUCGAGUGAGUUUUCAAUUAAAAAAUGCAAUUACACCGUCGUUGAUGUUAUAGAGAUAAAAAGGAUGAGAUGGUGCGCAAUUCGAUGAAUACUGUGAAACCGGCACCGAACCCGAAUGAGAAAUGGGUGGCGACUGCCCAGUACAACACAGUUUCUCAUAUGACGAGCGGCGAGAAGAGAGAGGUUGCCGAGUACGACUAUGAGGAGUACAAGGCCGGCGAAGGACUUCAACAGGUCAAUGAACUGUCGUCUCAAGAUCCGAUGGAAUUCGUUGCUCUUCCUGAUUGUAAGAUCACUUUCAAUGGUUUCUCCGUUUUAAUCUAAAGUUUUUAGUCACGCCGUUCGAAGAACGUCAAAUUGCAUACAUGCACCGCCUGUCGGUUGCUCCAUCGUGCGUUAUUCGCAAAAAACACGGACGUGCAAUCUACUUCGAGACGGAUGACCGUAAAAAUGCGUCGGAAGAAAAUGCAGCCGUGAAGUGAGUUCGCUCGUUUCUGAAUAGACGUACUUAUCCAAUAGGGUCAAAUUCAGAAAAAAAGUAGGCAAGAAGAAAGAACGUAAGCGUCUCGAAGAUGCCAGCAGCGAAGAGGAAGUAGAACCAGAAGAGAGCGGCGAAGGCACGAGUACGCGAGCUAAGAAGAAAGGACGAGGCCGACCUGCCGCUAGAAAGGUUUGAGAAACGAACCCGAACUGAACAUGAAUUUUACGAUUUGUAGAAAAACUCUCGAGCUUCUAUGUUUCCUCAUCGUCACGAUGGUCUUCCAUAUCUGGAUUACUUAUUUGAGGAUUUUAUGAAUGAAGAUAUAAACGUCAAACAGUUGCCUACUGCAGUUUCCUACGCGGUUUGUCAUUGUUCUGCCUUCUCUCGGAAUUUAUCUUUUUAAGCAUAUCCGAGUUCCUGAAUGGUAUAAAAUUUCCGAAAACUACUGGGAUAACGUUAAUUUACCAAGUACUUCCGACGAUAACAAACCACCCGACGACCUUCUACUUGCUGUCGCAAAAGAUCAUCACAAACUGAUGCAUCAAGAGCGCGAACGAGUAAGAGUGAGUCAAAAAGAGAGAAAUUUCAAGGGCACGUUCGAUUCUUUCAGAGGGAAACGGAGAAAAAGCGCCGCCAAGCCCGUUCUGCUGCUGCCACUCCAGCUUACAACUGUAACGGAGACGACGACACGGACUACCCGCCAUUUGACAUGCGACAGUUCCAGCCUUCAGUCAUUACUUCUCGACGUCGCUACGCUUCUGUUCAGAAUCCGUUUGAACCACGCAACUUUCUCAACAACAGUCAUUCCCCGGAGUAG
This is a messenger RNA of Caenorhabditis sp. 36 PRJEB53466, 2970 nucleotides long. The record is from the annotation of a GenBank genome assembly. NCBI's taxonomy places the organism in Eukaryota, Metazoa, Nematoda, Chromadorea, Rhabditida, Rhabditidae.